UCCUGUAUUCUGGUUGUAAAUAUUCUUCUUAUCUGACACGGACUCUGAACAUUGCUUCAUUGUAUGAAGGAAAAAGGCCUAGAUAACAGCAGUCAGACUAGCCUGUCCAGGAUAUCGUGUUUAGUUGUCGUCUCUGCUGUGGCACUGGGGGUGAUGGGCCACCCCGGGCGUCCCCCCCCCUCAUGGACCCCACCCAGGCCAGACAGUUGUUUCAUCUCGCCGAGAUGAACAGGACAGCGGAUGGGUUUCUCACCAAGGCGGAGGUUGCCGACAUAUUUAGUGCAUUUGAUGUGAACGGAGACGGGACAAUCGUGGAGUCUGAGUUCACAGCUCACUGGCAGAGUCGCAAUCUCGGCAGCGUCCUAUCCGCCGUCUACCUCUUCCACCGCGCCGACACCGACCAGAACGGCAUCAUCACUCGAACACCUGACAUGGACCGGGUUUUCAGCUACUUCGACCUCGACGAUAACGGAAAGGUUAGCGAACCCGAGUUUGUCGUCGUUUGGGCGAGUCUGACGUCAUAAAUGGAACACAUGCUGAGGAGAGAGAUGCUCUCAUCAUUCUGUGGAACAUGAGAAAAUAAGAAAUAAAGUGUUUUCUAAACCUGAA
Molecule: messenger RNA, 609 nt
Organism: Haliotis rubra (blacklip abalone)
Lineage: Eukaryota; Metazoa; Mollusca; Gastropoda; Lepetellida; Haliotidae
Exons: 5
Coding region: 183-524 (113 amino acids)
Molecular function (GO): calcium ion binding
Source: RefSeq, a predicted model, not a curated record